This is a messenger RNA of Podarcis muralis (Common wall lizard), 4724 nucleotides long. It is a transcript of the gene PAX7, whose product is annotated as paired box 7. Gene Ontology annotation, molecular function: RNA polymerase II cis-regulatory region sequence-specific DNA binding; DNA-binding transcription factor activity, RNA polymerase II-specific. Gene Ontology annotation, biological process: anatomical structure development; regulation of transcription by RNA polymerase II. Lineage: Eukaryota; Metazoa; Chordata; Lepidosauria; Squamata; Lacertidae. The record is from RefSeq and is a predicted model, not a curated record.
AAAGGGGGGAGGAAAUCCCCACUCCGCAGCCUAUCAGAGUUGCUUCGGUCUCCUUUCUUGCAUUUCCCCCGAUGCGCCAAAGUUCAACCCGUCUUCACAACUUCCAACCCUAUCCUAGCAGUCAUCAGACACCCCCCCUUCUUCUCCUCCCCCCCCCCAAAAAAGAAGCAACACACGCACGCAAAAUAAGAGUGAGGGAAGAAAGAGGGGAAGGAAGGAAGAAGGAGGCAAAGGAAGGGGGGAGAGAAAAGCUUCCACAAUCCUCCUCUAAAGAAAUUCAACCUCUGCUCGCUUUCACUCCACAGUCUUCAUCGCGCAUUCCUAAAGGACGCAAGCUCAGUUCCAGCUGGUCAAUUUCAACCCCCCCUUUUUUUCAUUUUUUUAAAACUCUGGGGGGGCUUUGGGGGAGGCGAGUGGCUGAGGUUUUCCAAGAGGGGACAGACCAGAGGAGGGGUCCUCUCUCUUUCUGUCUCUCUCCACGUUCUCUCUCCCCGCACCCCAUUUUUUUGGUAAAAAAAAAUUAUAUAGACACUUUUUUUCUUGCAAAGAUUUGGACUCCCCUUUUUUCUCCGGCUUUCUCGACUUGAAACCUUCCAUCCCAGCGCCCCCCCCUUUCCUCCUUCCCUCCCACCCACCCGUUCAUCCCAGCAGCCUCGUCUAGAGUAUGGCUGCGCUCCCUGGGACAGUACCAAGGAUGAUGCGCCCAGCACCCGGACAGAAUUAUCCCCGCACCGGAUUUCCUUUAGAAGUCUCUACCCCGCUGGGCCAAGGCCGGGUCAACCAGCUAGGCGGCGUCUUCAUCAACGGGAGACCCCUCCCCAACCACAUCCGCCACAAGAUCGUGGAAAUGGCCCACCACGGGAUCCGGCCCUGCGUCAUCUCCCGCCAGCUCCGCGUCUCCCACGGCUGCGUCUCCAAAAUCCUCUGCAGGUACCAGGAGACCGGCUCCAUCCGCCCAGGAGCCAUCGGUGGAAGUAAACCCAGGGUCGCUACUCCCGACGUGGAGAAGAAAAUCGAAGAGUAUAAACGAGAAAACCCCGGGAUGUUUAGCUGGGAGAUCCGGGACCGACUGCUGAAGGAUGGGCAUUGCGACCGAAGCACGGUCCCUUCAGGUUUAGUGAGUUCGAUUAGCCGGGUGCUCCGAAUCAAGUUCGGGAAGAAAGAGGAAGAGGAGGACUGCGAUAAGAAGGAGGACGACAGCGAGAAGAAGGCCAAGCACAGCAUUGACGGCAUUUUGGGCGACAAAGGCAACCGGCUGGAUGAAGGAUCUGAUGUUGAGUCGGAGCCCGACCUGCCUCUCAAGCGCAAGCAACGUCGCAGCCGGACCACUUUCACAGCGGAGCAACUGGAGGAGCUGGAGAAAGCCUUUGAAAGGACCCAUUACCCAGACAUCUACACCCGAGAGGAGCUCGCUCAGAGGACCAAACUCACUGAGGCAAGAGUCCAGGUGUGGUUCAGCAACCGGCGGGCACGGUGGCGCAAGCAGGCCGGGGCCAAUCAGCUGGCAGCAUUCAAUCACCUGUUGCCGGGGGGCUUCCCUCCGACUGGGAUGCCUACUUUGCCUCCGUACCAGCUGCCAGAUUCAACUUACCCAACCACCACCCUUUCCCAAGAUGGGGGCAGCACUGUGCACAGACCCCAGCCUCUCCCACCAUCCACCAUGCACCAGGGAGGGUUGGCUGCCGCUGCCGCAGACUCCAGCUCCGCCUACGGGACCCGACACGGCUUCUCCACCUACUCCGACAGCUUCAUGAACCCCGCAGCUCCUGCCAAUCACAUGAACCCUGUCAGCAAUGGCCUCUCUCCCCAGGUCAUGAGCAUCCUGAGCAACCCCAGCGGGGUCCCCCCGCAGCCCCAGGCUGACUUCUCCAUCUCGCCCCUCCACGGCAGCUUGGACACCGCCAACUCCAUCUCGGCCAGCUGCAGUCAGAGGAGCGACUCCAUCAAGUCUGUUGACAGCCUCCCCACCUCGCAGUCCUACUGCCCCCCGACCUACACCACCACUGGCUAUAGUGUGGACCCGGUGGCCAGCUACCAGUAUGGACAGUACGGGCAAACCGCAGUUGACUAUCUGACCAAAAACGUGAGCCUGUCCACACAGCGUAGAAUGAAGCUUGGGGAACAUUCGGCUGUGCUGGGUCUCCUACCCGUUGAAACAGGCCAAGCUUACUGAUGGAUGCAGCCACACAACAUCACCUACGUUGAUAGUCGACCACCAAUGAGACACAAAUGAAAAAUGGAAGAAGAAAAAAUCCCACUUCUGCCACCAGCCUUCCAAGGACCCAGCUCUGUCAACGCCCUUCUUCUUCUGGGACCUUAAGCAUCGAACCUUCCAAAUCUUGCCUGCACCUGAAGGGCAAAGAGGACUGAGGAAGGAAGGGAGAAGUUUCCACUAAUUCAAAUUCUAACUGUGCAGACCUGUUAAGAAAACACUCGCCUAUGGUGACUUUGACCCCUUCAAAGGCCAGAGACAAUGAGUGUGAUCCGAUGUUUAUUUCCCCCCUGAUGUUCAAGCCCUCCUAGCCAACGCCGUAAACAACCAACAGUUAUGGACCUUCCAUUGAUGUGGCCUCUGGGCUUAAGUCACUGUGGAACCUGUUUUCUUCGUAAAUAUAUAGAUAGAUAGGUAGAUUCUUUUCGUCUGUCUACCCCCCAGCCCCAUUUAGUUAUUGUACAUGAUCGGCAUUGCCUGUGAAGGAGGAAUCCUGGUGAUUGUUAAGUGUUGAUCUUGGGACCAAAUGGGGAAAUAUUUGGACCAAAAAUGGAGAAGGUAUAGCAAAAGGGGGAGAGGUUGCAGUGCAUCUCAAUUCAAUGUGUUGGGGAGAGGGAAAUUUGAUGUAUAUUGUAACUUUUUUUCCCAGUUUGGGGACCACUAAUUCUGCAGGAAGUUGAGACAGAAUCUGAGGAAGCUGGAGGUUAGAUGCAGGAUGAAUACCACGCAACUUUGUUCGCCUAUGGCGUUUUAAAAUUGCCACGUUCUGGCAAUCAAGGGAGCCAAGUAUAUUAACAAAGACAAGGGAUCCCUUGUUGUCUAGGCUGUCAAAAAUCCCACACACCCUGAACAUUGGCUUCAAAGUUGCAUUGGGUCCUGUUGGAUGAAUCUAUUCAUCUACAAGACCACCACAUGGUGACAAGGAAGAUAGGGGGAAACUCUUCAUUUCCAUCCCCCUUCUGGUUGAUUUUGACUGCUAUACAGUCAGCGGCACCCAGCUUGAAAAUGGAAGUCUUCUGUGGGAGGUGCUUCUAUUAAAACUAAGUAUUUAAAAGAUUCAGGAACUGGUCCAUACAACACUAAUUUGCAGAAUGUUUCCAUAUGCACAUUUCCACUGUUGCUGAUGCGGUUCAGAAGCCUAGCAAGGUCUGUAUGGACCCACAUACUUUACCUCUAGUGCAGAUGCAAAUUUGGGCUGGAUUUCAGAGUGGGGGGCAGGAAUCAAUGUCUGCCAGGGCUCACUCUGAGCUGUGGGGUACCAGCAGGGUUUUCUGGGCCCACAAAUGGAUUGGGACCUUUGACCUCCCCCACAACUUGUUGGCAAGGUCUGCUGCCUAUGUGCUCAUUGAAACUAAAAGAAGUGCCUCUGGGCAUGUGAAGAUGGCAGAAUUUUGUGGGCAAUGUACUCUGUAGUGCCCCCGGCUGCCUUGUUACAAAGUGUGGGGCAGGGGGGGCAGGGAGCAGGUCAUCUGGGUCAUCUCCUAACAACACCCCUGGAGGAACUUAUUCCAGCGGUGACCUCGUAUUUUCCCGUUUGAUAGAAAAAGAGGAGAUGAGAAAGUUCAAGGACAGGAGAAAAGGACAGUUGAAACAAUCGGCUGGCAGUGGUAGCCAACAAUCCGUAUUAGGACAGUUGGUUUUCAGUGGAAGAGCAGAUUCAAGACCCAAUUGCAUCUCCAGAUAGGGUUGGAAGAAACCCCCUACAUGAAACCUUGGAGAGCCACUGCCAGUCAGUGUCAGCAAUACUGGGCUAGAUGGACCAAUGGUCUAAGGCCUACCAAAAUCAGGAGCAUUCCAUUGCACCGGUGCUAGUCUUUCCUUUCGGGAAGUGUCUGUGGCUCAAUGGCAGAGCAGCUUGCUUUGCACACCAAGGUCGCUGGUUCACGCUGUAGCAUUUUGAGUUCAAAGCAUAUCAGAUAGCAAGGCUAGACUCUCUUGAUGUUCAGAAUACCUCAUGGGUGUUGCAAGGUCUGUUGCACUUCAUUGUGUGUGUCCACGAAGUCCCCAAUCCCCUAAAACUCCCUUAAAUCCAACAGCAUUCACCAGUGGGCAUGUGGUGGGUUUUUAAUCGAAUUCCGAAAAUUAUUGCUUUCCAAAAUUAGGAGAACCAUGAGUGCAAUUUCAGACAGGCAAACCUUCAAGCCCGGAAGUGGAAGAAUAAUGAAAAUGCAAGGUGGGGAAUCAGGAAGAGCUGGUAGUUUUAAGGUCAGAAAAGUCAUUCCAUCUCUCAAAUUCCUUUCAGCCUCGUUUAAAGCCACAGGUGACCAGUUUCCUUCUCUACUGCUUUCACCUUGACAAACCAUCUACUCUGGAUGGUUUUAAGAGUUUCCAAGAUACGGAAUUUACCUCUAGCUCCAGCCACAGUCCUGGCCCAUCUACCAAAAUUUCUCAUCUCAAGAGUUCACAACUCUAAGGCGAAUUUGCUCAUAUCACAGAAACAGUGCCGGAUUUACGUAUAAGCUAAACAAGCUAUUGCUUAGGGCCCCACUCUCUUGGGAGGCCCCAAAAAAUU